AAUUUUCAUUUUCAUUAUUUAUUAUUAAAAAAAAAAGGAGCCCUCUAUUAACUUUUAUAUACGGUAACAGACGUAUCAUACGCAUGAGUGUAUGAAAGCCCAAAAAUUGACGAUUGACGAAUUACCCAACACUGUAGAUGAACUUGAGCGUCCAAUAUGGUCGUGGUUGUGAACGUGAUGCCGUUUUGACGUUCGCGAAUUAUGGUGGUUUUAAACGUUUUAUUGUCAACAAAAAACUUGUCCUGACGCGCUAUUGUUUCCUGGUGCGAUAAUCACGAUUAUCGCUCACAGUGAUUCAAGCGUAAUUGACAGAAAUUACAUAUAAAGUGGCUGGAGCAAUGGCAUUAGUGACGGUGCAACGAUCACCGAGUGUUUCCAGCUCUCCUCAGAGCUCUGACUCAGGUACUGGAGCCCAUGUUCAAGAAGACGAUGCAAUGCGUAAUUGUAAAAGUUUGAGUGAGUGCUAUUUUGCCGGUAAAGGUGCAGCAUUAGUUCUCCCACCAAACGAACGUGUCAGACCUUCCCGACGGGUAUCCGCAGCAGGAUGUGAUAUACAACAGCAUCUACAAUCUAUGUUUUAUCUGUUGAGGCCUGAGGAAACCUUAAAAAUGGCCGUUAAGUUGGAGUCAGUGCAUCCAGGAAGAACGCGCUACCUUGUUGUUGUGUCGUGUAAUGGUCGCCAGGAUGCUGAAGAAAGCUGUUUGCUUGGUAUUGAUUGUCAUAUUCGAGCAACUGUUGGGCUCGUUCUCAGAGUUUUGGCCGACACUGCAAUAACUCUUGAUGGCGAUGGAGGUUUCAGUGUGAGUGUUUGUGGGUGUCAGCACAUAUUUAAGCCAGUUUCAGUUCAAGCAAUGUGGUCAGCUCUGCAAACUCUACACAAAGUAUCUAGCAAAGCCAGAGACUACAACUAUUUUCUUGGUGGACUGUCUCACGACUGGGUCAGCUACUAUGACCAACGUAUCGAAAGUGAUCGCUCGUGUCUUAACGAGUGGCACGCAAUGGAUAAUCUUGAGUCUCGAAGGCCACCAUCGCCUGACAGUGUGCGCAACAAGCCUAGAGAGCGAGAAGAAACAGAACUGGUAAUACGUGCAACUCUAAAAGAGAUAAUGAUGUCUGUCGAUCUUGAUGAAGUUACCUCUAAGUAUAUUCGUGGCAGACUCGAAGAAGAUCUUGACAUGGAUCUUGGUGAGUUUAAGCCCUUCAUUGAUGAAGAAAUGUUGACUAUUUUGGGUCAAAUGGACGCACCAACAGAAAUUUUUGAUCAUGUGUAUCUUGGCAGUGAAUGGAAUGCUAGUAAUCUUGAAGAAUUGCGAAAAAAUGGAGUUCGACACAUUCUCAAUGUGACAAAAGAAAUUGACAAUUUUUUCCCUGGAAUGUUCAGUUAUUUGAAUAUCCGUGUUUAUGACGAUGAAAAAACAGAAUUGCUUAAACACUGGGAUGAUACGUUUAAAUAUAUAACUAAAGCAAAGAAAGAAGGAUCGAAGGUUCUCGUUCAUUGUAAAAUGGGUGUUUCACGUUCAGCUUCAGUAGUUAUUGCCUACGCAAUGAAGGCCUACAACUGGGAUUUUUCACAGGCCUGGAAACAUGUUAAGAAUAAGCGCAACUGCAUCAAGCCAAACACUAAUUUUCUCUCUCAACUUGAAACUUAUCAAGGUAUACUAGAUGCAAUGAAAAACAAAGAAAAACUACAGAGAUCAAAGUCUGAUACAAAUUUAAAAUCACCAACAACUAGACCUGGUAGAACGAAGGGAUUUCAAGAAGAGCUUGAAAAUGAAAAACGACACAGUCAACAAUAUGGAACGAUUAGUGAAGAAUCAGGACUUAAAUUUAAAAAAUCUGAGAAAAGGCCCAAGAGUUGGUCAUCCUUUCACAUGGAAAUCAUUGAUAAUGUUGAACGAAUAUGUCAGUCAUUGGAAAGCAUUGACAGGACUGCAUUAGUUCCUGAGAUAAGUCGAGAAGAUCUUAUGCGUAGCAUUAAUUCAAAAAAUCUAUCAGUUGAUCAGGAAGCAAGAAAUGUCUUGAUGCCUUGCGACAAUGGUCAGUCAUACAGUGUUUCACAAAAUCAAAUAGUCCAUCUUCCAGGGUCAGAUGUACCGUCAGUAAAGUGUAGAAUCAAUAAACUAGAGACACAAGGCCACCAAGGAAGAAAAGGUCUUGUACUAAAUCUGACAAAUCAGUUUGAAGCUGCUGGAUCAAAACCAUCAUCUCCUGAAUCAGAAGCAGAUGGUGGUAUAAAGCCUCUUGUAACUCAUUCUUGCGUUGUCGAAAAUGGCCAAUUCGUCAACCUUAUGACAAAACAUCAGCAACACCAGAUAGAUAAGAAAAAAGAUACGAUCGAAAAUAAUUGUCUGGUCUUGACGUCUUCAACAGAAAAUGAUAAAUUUGUAAGUAAAAAAACCAUACUUGUUAGAAGUGAUUUAACAACUAGUGAAGCUUUCAACGUUGGUAUUAAAACAAGAAGAAGAUUAAUAAAGGAUGGAGAUCUUUUUAGUACUCAAUUAGACAAAGUUUUCGAACGUGAAGAGAAACGAGAGCCACCAAGUAGACAGAGUUCUUGGAGUAGUUAUGAUUCGGCAGUUGUGCUUGAUAAUAAUUCAGUUCACAGUUCUUGGGCUACUUUACCUUCUAGAAAUAGUUCGUGGGGUUCGUAUGACAUACGAACCGGUGCAAAUGAUUUAUUGGGAUCAAGUGGUUUAUUUCCCUGUGAUAAAGAGGAGAUUCCUUGGCACCCAGGGACUGUUAAACGCACAAAACAAAAAAUAGAAGAUGGAACAGUCAAGAGAGUGUGUACUCAGCCGAAUGAAGAAGAAAAACUUGAAAGCAAACCGACAAGUAGUUUAGAGGAAAAUUUAGCAAGUGAGGAAUUUAAUUCAGCUCGAGUCCUUCAGUUUAGUUUAUCUUCUACACAUGAUUGGCUGGAACCAAUAUCCACGAAUGAUAAUCAAUCGAAGCCUCAAACAUCUAAACACGAUUUUUCAAGUCCAAUUGAAGGCAUCGAUAUUUCAACAGUUACGCAACAAGUAGGCACACUAUCAAGAUCAGCCCCUGUUACUUCGGUUCUUUCAACAGAUACUGAAAAUUUACAUCCCAGAUUAAGAACAUGUCGAUCUGAAAGUUCGAGUCCCAGUGUAAUUAAUACUUCUCAGCGCCCAUCAGUUAAACAUCAGAAAAUGGUUUUAGAAAAUUUAUAUAAGCCAAAUUUUAGUAAACGCUGUUUACCUGUUGACGAUUCGCCUUCUGAGUCGUUUGGUUCUUUACUGGUCUUGUCAUCAUCGUCUUCUUCAUCAUCUUCAUCAUCGUCGUCAGAAGGUCCAAAAAAUAUAUCUGGAAUUGUCAAAAAUCUUAAAAAAGAAUUCGAAGCGAAAUCAAGUAAAUUACAAAAAAGUACUGAAAUUAUGAAUCCGUUGAACGAGCAAUCUGACGUCCAAUGGUCAAAACGUGAAUCCAAGGUUAUUCGGAGUCUUCCUACAUCGCCCGUGAUUUCUCACAUUGAACCGAAGAUGCAUAUAUCUUCAAGUAGCACCAAGUUUCAAGCUGAAGAGAAAAAUGAUUCUAUAAUGAAAAGUCUCAAUAGUACCGAAGACUUUUCAGUAAAAGUAUUGGUAGGAAAAUACGAAGUUAAGCCGGAAAAAAAAUCAAGUGAUGUGCUGUUACGCACAAACCGAGAAAGUGAUUUAGUUGAAUCUCACCCUUUUAGAAAACUAAAAGCUGCGGUGCACGAGUUUUCCAGGAGAUCAGCCCCAAUAAUGAUUGAUCGACCAUCGUUCUUAUCUGAAGAAAAUGAAGCACGAGGAAGACCGCCAGUAAUACCUUCGCAAAACGUCGUUAUUGAUUCUGUGAUAGUCAAAGCAGCCAACAAAAAACAACAACAACACGGUCGAACCCAUCCUCUCACGAGACUGCAAGUCAGACCUAGACAUAGCAGUCCUGUUUAUAAUACCAUGUGAAUCCACUAAAAUAAAUUUACAUUUGUAUAUAUGAACUAAAUCUUUCGUCAAGAUACUGAUACUUUUAUACAAUCAAGCCUGUUUAAAAAAAGUGUUUCAAAGAAUAUCGUGUCAACGACUGUAUCAUGUGAACUCUACGUUGCCAUUUUUUAGUUGAAGCUGACUGAUGGUGAAUGAAUGUUCGCUCAAGUUAGUUUAUUUAUUCAUAGUAUAUUUGGCCUGAUUAAGAAAAAUUACUGUGUUUCAAAAUUGUUUCUAUAGAGUUCGUAAACAACCAAAAAACAAGAAGUAUGUAGAUAUAUAUAUUUUACAAAAUAAAUUAUGAACGUUAAUUUAGUAUUCGAACGCGGAAUAUAAAAUGCCUAUAAAAUAGAAAAUGUUUCAAAGUUUUAAGGAAGAGAAAAAAGAAUUGUUAAAAAAACCAGAGAACACAAAACAGAUAAAAAUAGUGAGUGCUCGGUCAGGCUGUGAACGUAACGUCUGGGGCUCGCGUGUAUUCUGGCGUUAUUUUCUUUUCAUUUUUUUUAGUAUUCAGUUAAUACGGUUAAAAUAAAUUGUAAAAUAAUAUUGAAAAACAAAUAACACUCUGAUGAUGCUUUGAGAUGCACAAUGGUGCUCUUGUAAGUAGAAAAAAAAUGACAUAGAGGCUUCGAGACAGUGAUAAAAGAAUUCUUACAGCCUCGAAUAUAAUUGAUAACUAUUGAUACUGAAUAAAAAUUAUAAUUGAAUACACUUAUAAGUGUAUGAUUGGAAGAUGAUGAAAUUAAAUAGCAAUUACGGAAAUUAAAAUAAGAAUGUGUCAUUGAGCUUGUAUAUAUGCAUGUAUGUAAAAGAACGAAUGUGAUCAUAAUAAUCUACUCUUGUAUUCUCUUAUUAUAAUCGUCUCCAAAAAACUAAUAUAAAUGUAUAUAGUUAAAAAUAUUUAGUUUUCAGAUUUUUGUUUUUAUCAUCGCUACUUCUGUAGCAAAAAAAGCAGAUAAUUACGAUUUUCUGUACAAUUUCAAACAAAACAUGAAAAAUCCAUAUUCGUCGCUUUUUUUUUAUUUAUAUAUGAAAACCAAAUGAUGUACAAUCGUAUUUCAGUUUGAAAAUAAAAUGAAAAAAUAAAAUCAAACAAAUUAAAAAUUAAACUAUGAGAAAGAAAACGCAGUAUUUUUUGGAAAUAUAUUAAACUAGUGUUCGCUAUGGUACAUUUUAAUUUUUUGAGACUACAAUUUUUUUUUUUUUCGUUGAAAUGAUAGUAAAUUUUUUAAUAGUUAAAAGAUUCUUCGAAAAGUUAUUUGGUAAUGUGGCACCAUAGUAAAAUUUAAUGAAAAUUUUUCUCCGUGUCCGAGUCGAUUUUUUUAUUUUAAAAAAAGUUAUCAUAUAAAAAGGAUUUUUCUUAAAUAUGCAUUUUUUAAUUCUUUAGAUGUUUGAUUUUUUACUCAGAGCAGCGUCACGUUGUCUUGGACUUCGAGCGUAAGGCCGGUUAUCGUAUCCGGACGCUUAAUUGGUAACUUUCUGUUCCGCUAACACAACUAACACACAGUACAA
This is a messenger RNA of Aphidius gifuensis, 5480 nucleotides long. RefSeq names its product protein phosphatase Slingshot (gene ssh). Gene Ontology annotation, molecular function: actin binding; protein tyrosine/serine/threonine phosphatase activity. Gene Ontology annotation, biological process: protein dephosphorylation; actin cytoskeleton organization; negative regulation of actin filament polymerization. Gene Ontology annotation, cellular component: cytoplasm. The record is from RefSeq and is a predicted model, not a curated record. Lineage: Eukaryota; Metazoa; Arthropoda; Insecta; Hymenoptera; Braconidae. Bases 339 to 3947 code for a protein of 1202 amino acids. The transcript is spliced from 8 exons.